UUUAAAAAAAAAACGCCUAACAAAGAUAUAAAUAUCACUGGGGAGUGGGGACACUAGAGAUGAGAGAACAAUGGGCAACGCUCAGUCCCCUUCCAGCGAUCCUCACUUCGUUUCCGCCACCAGAGCAUUCACGCAGAAGGAGCUCGAAGAUCUCAAGGCCCUGUUCGUGUCCCUCGCCGCCCAGUCCCAAAGCAACGCUCAAUACGUCUCUCCCUCCGUUUUCAAGGCGUAUUUUGGAAUACAUGGCCCUCUGGGCGACCGAAUGUUCGACGUAAUCACGCGGAAUCGUAACGACGAAAGACUCACUUUCGAGGACCUUGUCACUGCCAAAGGAACUUACGAGAAAGGAACAAAAGAUGAGAUCGAAGAGUUCAGUUAUCAGUUAUUAGAUGUCACCGGGGAUGGCAUUUUUGGGAGGUCCGACGUAGAAGCUGUGUUAAUGGUAAUGCUUAAUGAAAUACUAGGUUCUGAGCUGGGAUCAAAUCCACAUCAGGAAAUUGUUAGUAUUUUCCUUAAUGCUGCAAAUUUCUCUGAGAGUCGUGAAGGAUGUGCUCAAAGUAGUAUGUCUUUUGAGGAUUUCAGAAAAUGGUGUGCCGUUCUCCCAUCAGUCAGGAAGUACCUUGGAAGUUUGUUGUCACCAUCUGGUCCAGGGAGACCAUGUUCCCAAGUUCCUCAACUGCUUGAGCAGAGUAUGGAGUCGAAUUUGUUAUUGUUGAAGAAGGAAUAUGCCUGGCAUAUAGGUGGGGCUCUUUCCCAAGAAGAGCUGGAUGAAUGGAAAUUGUUGUAUCACAGUGCUUUGAAUGGCCAGAGUUUCAACACGUUCAUGGGCAGCAUAUCAAAUGAUGAUGGUCCAACUGUGUUGAUUAUCAAGGAUAAAGAAGGUUAUGUAUAUGGAGGCUAUGCAUCUCAGCCUUGGGAGAGGCAUGCGGAUUUCUAUGGAGAUAUGAAAUCUUUUCUCUUUCAGUUAUACCCGAGGGCUUCUAUUUUCAGGCCCACUGGAGCAAACAACAAUUUACAAUGGUGCGCUGUGAAUUUUAGUUCAGCGAGCAUUCCCAAUGGCAUAGGCUUUGGAGGGAAGGUGAAUCACUUUGGUUUGUUCCUUUCAGCAAACUUCGACCAAGGGCACACCUUUGCAUCCACUACUUUUGGCAGCCCCUGCCUCUCAAGGACCAGCCAAAUAUGCCCAGAAGUGAUAGAAUGCUGGGGUGUUGUUCCGAAAGGAGCCCAGCAUGAAAGGCUAGACGCAGCCAAAGGUACAGUGCUGGAGCGAUUUAAGGAGGAUCGCCAUAUGCUUAACAUGGUUGGCCUCGCAAAUUCCAGCGAGUAACCCUGGCACGAUUUGGUAUAAACUCACACCUUUGCUUGGAGUUUGAAAUUGGCGAACCUAUCAUUUACAUGGUUAGGAGUCAGGAGUAUGUACAAGUUUAUUAUGCUUCUGCUUGCAGUUUUGCUUGGUGAACAUACCAUUUACAUGGUUAGGAGCAUGUAUAAGAUUAUACUUUUGAGGCUUCUACAGUAUAACUGAGUGAAAUCUGAACAAGAUUGUUUAUGCUGAAGGAAGUAUUUUAUUCA
Molecule: messenger RNA, 1572 nt
Organism: Rhododendron vialii
Lineage: Eukaryota; Viridiplantae; Streptophyta; Magnoliopsida; Ericales; Ericaceae
Exons: 8
Coding region: 71-1327 (418 amino acids)
Source: RefSeq, a predicted model, not a curated record